AAGGAAUAAACAAAUAACAUCGUUUAAAUUCUGUGUAUUAAUUUUUUUGAAAUGGAAGAAUACGAUAAAAUUUUUAAUAAUGAUCCGAUUUAUAUGAAAAGUCUUCUGGGAAAACAAGUCAAAAUAAAAACUGUAGAUAGUAGAACUCAUUCUGGAAUAGUUUAUGUGAUUGAUCCCGUUUUCAAAACAGUUGUUUUACAUACAAAUUGGAAGAGUAUUAAAGACCAUGACACGCUUAUGAUUAUGCAUCAUGCUAUUGAAUCUAUUGAAGAAUUACCUGAACCAGUUAAUGAGAGUUAUUUAGAAGAAACAUCAGAACAUAAUUCAAAAGAGAGAAAAUAUGCAGUAAAAAAGUGGUUGAAGAAAAUGAUGAUAAAUGUGAAAGAAAGUGGUGAUUAUUUAAAAGUAGACGAUCAUUUAGUAAUUGUACCUCCUUAUGGCCCAGAAAAUUGUAUAUGUAAUAAUACAAUUGUUUUAGAAAAAGUACAGAACAUUUUAGAAACCAUGCCUAAAGAUUUUUAUUAAUAAGUGGUGCCUGUGAUGUAAAACUUGGUAAAACCUGGUAAAACUAAAAAGCCAUUAUUU
Molecule: messenger RNA, 585 nt
Organism: Diabrotica balteata
Lineage: Eukaryota; Metazoa; Arthropoda; Insecta; Coleoptera; Chrysomelidae
Source: the annotation of a GenBank genome assembly